Messenger RNA from Verruconis gallopava, 174 nucleotides. RefSeq lists its product as uncharacterized. NCBI's taxonomy places the organism in Eukaryota, Fungi, Ascomycota, Dothideomycetes, Venturiales, Sympoventuriaceae. The annotation marks the transcript as partial. The record is from RefSeq and is a predicted model, not a curated record. The transcript has a single exon.
CAGCGGCUUUGGGGCCGCUAAGGAGUGCACAACCGAGUAAAAUUAACCAACCAUCAAAUCCUUUAUAUACCACUCUUCUGCAGCCCUUCUCAAUUGAUCGAACAAUAUGGGGCAAGAUUGUUAGGCCAGGAGCAAAUGAAACAUCCCAACUGUAUGCCUUAAGAUCUGCUCACA